AUGUCAGAAGAAGUGCCUAAGCACGAAGCUCCCUCGGCGAUCAGCCCAAUAGAAAGCGAGGAGAAAGGCCUGGCCCCCAAACCUCUCGAGCGCGUGCCGCCCAAUGGUGGUGCCAAGGCAUGGGCUUGCGUUGCUGGCUCGUUUUUGCUACAGUUCUGCUCAUUCGGUUACGUCAACGCGUGCGGAAUCUUCCAGUUGUACUACCAGGAGACCAUGUUCAAGGACCAAACCUCGUCAGCCUUGGCGUGGAUUACCACCCUACAGAUCUUCCUGCUUUUCAUGUUCGGUCCCGCUGUCGGCAAACUGAUUGAUGUCUAUGGAUGUCGCAGGACGCUCCCGCCAUUCAGCAUCGCGGCUGUGUUUUCCGUGUGCAUGCUGAGCUUGUGCACCAAGUACUGGCAGGUCAUGCUGGCACAGGGAGUCGCCUUCGGUCUGGCUGCCGCUGGGCUAUCUCUUCCCGCCAUGGCAACGGCGACGCAGUGGUUUUCGACUAAGAAAGGGUUGGCAGUCGGCAUUGUGUCCGCAGGCAGCAGUCUAGGUGGAGUGAUUUACCCAUGUAUGCUCCCUCGACUGAUUGAACAGGUCGGCUUCGCGUCGGCUGUCCGUUGGACUGCCCUCAUGCAAGGCAUCCUUUUGUUUAUUGCCAACCUUCUCUGCUCGUCCCCUUACCCGCCGCUUGGUAGAGCAAGUAAAGGAACCUCCACAGAGAAGGAUGCUACAGAUGCUCCUCCCCGCAGCAGUGGUCUUCGCGGAUUCAAGAGUUUGCCCUGGGGUUUCUUCGUUUUGGGUUGUUUCUUCACCAUGUGGGGCCUUUUUGCGCCCCUGAAUUACCUCCCGGAGAUGGCUGCGCUUCAUGGAUAUCAAGACUUUGCUCAGUACACCUUGGCGAUUGCCAAUGCAGGAUCUCUGGUUGGCCGGAUUGUGCCUGGCUGGGUAAGUGACAUCAUCGGACAGUUCAACACCAUGUGCAUCGUGACCAGUCUAUCCGGAGUCUUGGUGUUGGCCUUCUGGCUGCCACUGGAGUUUCAUACAUCUCUGGCCGGUAUUAUUGUGUUUGCCUUGCUGUUUGGUUUUGUCAGCGGCGGCUUCGUGAGUCUCGGGCCCCCUUGUGUCGUUUCUCUUGCGGAAGACCGUGUGGAUGAGAUCGGAGUGAAGCUCGGCGGCUUCUGUUUGGCCAUUGCGCUGGGAGCAUUGACCGGCCUUCCAAUCGAAGGAGCGAUCAAAGACCGCGAAGGCAACAAGUUCACGGGGUUGAUGUGCUUUGCAGGAGCAACGAUGAUUCUCGGGGGAGUAUGCACGGCGACCGCUCGGGUGUUCAAGGGCGGACCGCGACUCAUGAAGAAAGUUUGA
Messenger RNA from Aspergillus lentulus, 1350 nucleotides. RefSeq names its product MFS-type transporter hasB (gene hasB). Gene Ontology annotation, biological process: transmembrane transport. Gene Ontology annotation, molecular function: transmembrane transporter activity. The record is from RefSeq and is a predicted model, not a curated record. Lineage: Eukaryota; Fungi; Ascomycota; Eurotiomycetes; Eurotiales; Aspergillaceae.